AUGGGCAGAAUCGAACUAGUCACGCAGCCUUCGAAAGAGAACCUCAACGAGGAAGCACUCAGGGAGGCUACUUUGAACAAGCUACAUAAGUUGGUGAAUGAGAAUAUAGAUGACGACGACAACGAAGGCACCAAGAAAGAGAAGGAAGGCCAAGUUCACGGCCGCAAGUCCGAAUCUCCCGUUUCCUCUCCCUCACGAACUCCAUCGCCUGAACUCGACUACGACGGUUUCGAGGUUCCUUCUGGAAAGAUCCCCAUUGACGGCAACUUCUCCACCAGUGAGGUCAGGGAGCUCAUAGAAUUGGCCAGAGAAGACGGCGUUUUGGGCGCAGACAUUGACGUUAAAGUUUUGGAGCGCAAUGCUUUGGGCAACAGGGUCGUGGUGAGUGAGAAGGAGCAGCAGGAGAGAGAGAGGAAGGAGAAGGAGGCCAAGGAGGGUACCCAGACUUCUAAGUCUCAGGAGGAGUCUAAGAAUGACGAGUCCAAUAAAGAACCCAACGACGAGUCCAAGGAGGAGUCUAAGAAGGCCGAUUCCAGUGAAGAGAAGCCCAAGGAGCAGACAGAACAGGAGAGCUGA
This is a messenger RNA of Candidozyma pseudohaemuli, 576 nucleotides long. RefSeq lists its product as uncharacterized. Bases 1 to 576 code for a protein of 191 amino acids. The record is from RefSeq and is a predicted model, not a curated record. Lineage: Eukaryota; Fungi; Ascomycota; Pichiomycetes; Serinales; Metschnikowiaceae. The transcript has a single exon.